CGCAAAUCACUGCCAGCACGUUCUUCGAACCACCCGAAACCCGCCCUCGCAACUCAGCGCCCCGUUGAUGAACCGCGAAGUCCGCAAUCUCACGUUCGAUAUCCCUAUCGAAGCCGAUUCUCCUCGCCUCAGCGUUCUCUUCAGCCCACGACUCACAAAACAAAUCCUAUCCGUAUACCAGACCACGCUUUGAACCAUACCUCUCAGAGAUGUCUCAGAGCUGUCUACACGCUUUCGUCCCAGGGUUCACACAGUACCUUUAUGCGUCCCACAAUUGUCAUACCAGUAGCGCAUAUAUAA
This is a messenger RNA of Bipolaris zeicola 26-R-13, 300 nucleotides long. RefSeq lists its product as uncharacterized. Lineage: Eukaryota; Fungi; Ascomycota; Dothideomycetes; Pleosporales; Pleosporaceae. The annotation marks the transcript as partial. The record is from RefSeq and is a predicted model, not a curated record. The transcript has a single exon.